Molecule: messenger RNA, 733 nt
Organism: Aspergillus campestris IBT 28561
Lineage: Eukaryota; Fungi; Ascomycota; Eurotiomycetes; Eurotiales; Aspergillaceae
Exons: 1
Coding region: 84-494 (136 amino acids)
Source: RefSeq, a predicted model, not a curated record
GCGACUCCUGCGUCUUUAUUGAAGUACUUCGACAGACACCCGAUGCAUGUGAUUCAGUGGAGUACUUGUGUCGACAUAGAUACAUGCAUUCGGUAACCCGGCCGAAUGAGAUCCUCCUUGAUGAUCAUGGGGACGUUGUGAUUCAUGUACUAUUCCUCCACGCUAUCUUCCGCGGUCUAAUUACGGGAUGCUAUAAUUGCUUCAUGGUGUCUGAAGACAGGUUCAACCGUUCAUCGCCAAAAGUACCUUCAUGGAGAGUUGCUUGGACGAGACACGUCCAUUGUAUAGAUGAAAUCAACCAAUUUGACGACUCCAUACUACCCUGGAAUACUAGCCUCUUGUCCAUCCGAAUGGAUAGAUUUCAAAUAUAUACCCUUGCUAAAGACAGGGAAAUAAGAAGGACGUCAUACUCCACUUCUCACCGGAGCGACCCGAAGGUAACAACAAUGAUAGACAAAGGUAUGGUACUUGCCGGUAGGUACUUCGUGCCAUGAACAGAGAUAUCCAUAGAUGGAAACAUGUCAACUAAAGAAGGGCCAAUUUUGGCACCCCAUCCUUUUGGGGUGAACCCAUCAUAACACGAACUAGUCGAAUACCACCAAUAUUAGUAUAUAAAUAAAAUGUCAGCAAGGUCGGCCACUACGACGGUGAUCUAUAUGUCAGUCCAGCCGGCUCCCCUGACUUCCCCUAUACACCAUCUAUUUACCAAGAGAGACAUUGGCAAACAUUGGCU